Messenger RNA from Neoarius graeffei (lesser salmon catfish), 2949 nucleotides. It is a transcript of the gene senp7b, whose product is annotated as SUMO specific peptidase 7b. The transcript is spliced from 21 exons. Gene Ontology annotation, biological process: protein desumoylation. The coding region runs from base 346 to 2577 and encodes 743 amino acids. Gene Ontology annotation, molecular function: SUMO-specific endopeptidase activity. NCBI's taxonomy places the organism in Eukaryota, Metazoa, Chordata, Actinopteri, Siluriformes, Ariidae. Gene Ontology annotation, cellular component: nucleus; cytoplasm. The record is from RefSeq and is a predicted model, not a curated record.
GAAGCAACAACAUUAGCUUCUGACUAGCUUAGCAUCGUAAAUCCCUGUGUCUGCUGUAAAAAAAAAAACUAGUAUUUGAAGUAUAAUUGUUUUAAUCAGCAGCAUUUAUUUGCUAACGAGCUCUCGGUUUAAUUUCACAAAUCAGAAGGUUUAAAUGAUAUUAAUGUUGAGUUUAAAUAGCCACGUAUCCUGUAUGUAACAGUUUAAAUGUAGCUGCGCAGUGAAAGUUAGCCAGCUAGCUAAAUGAUGGAGUGAUUUUCAUUUGAGCAGAGCGGAUUAAGUUUCCGGAUAAAUGAGAGAAAGUGAAGGAGGAGAAAGUGGUUAAACCCGGAGACCAGGAGAAAGAUGGGAACCCCGUUUAAAAUCCCGAGGAAGAAGCCAAGCGGUUCGGGUUCCUCCGUCAUUCACAUGACGUCACCUCUAUCCCGGCUUCAGGAUGACGUCACACCAAAAUCACCCUGGAAUCGAGACCCUUUUAACGGGCAAAAGUUGAACCGAAGCAGCUGUGUCAACGGGAGAAGAGAAAUGAAGCCUGGCUCUACCGGAGCAGACCGUUGGAGACCCAAGAGAGCGUCAGAUAAGCUGUGCCAGCGCGAGGACGACAAACACACGCCUGCAGCUAAGAAGCAAUGGGGAUCCGGUUUUAUUGAGAAAUGCACAUCUUCACAGGACGAUGAGGAGGGGGGAGAGAAGACGACUGCUUCUCCAGUCAGGGAAACAACAAAGAGCGCAGACACCCAAGAGUCUGUGAGACCAGAACAAACCUCACACUCCGAGGACGGCGUGCAGGCGAAGCUAGUGAGGACACCAAAGGACACACGUGUCCACUCCGAUACCGUCCCAAAAGCUGCCAGAGAUCAUCCGUACACCAGGAGGAAUCUCCGGCUGAGGCUUUCACUCAAAACCUACCAGAGAAUCAAAGCAAACUGUGCAGAACCGAUUGUUCUGUCCAGUGAUGAUGAAGAUGAGGGAGAGGAUGAAGCACGCAGUGAUGUUCGACUAAAUCCAGAUGUGCAGAAGAGCCGAAAUAUCAUUUCAGGAGGUCAGAGUUCAUCUCCUGCCAUGAUGGAACUUGCCUUCUCCGUUCUGUACUUUGACACAACGCAGAGUCAUGCCGACGGACCCAUCAUGAUCACAGAAGAGAGCAUCUCGAUCCGACUGAAAGGGUCAGGAGCAGCGGCUGACGGUGGUGACGGCGAGUGUGUGUCGGUGUGCGUGGUUCCCUCGGAGCUCAGAGCGUACGGCGUGUGGGAUGCCGUUGGCACCGGGUUGAUGCAGCUGCGCGACUCUUCGUCCUCCCUCCUCUUCUUCACUCUGAGCGAUGCUCAGGCCCGACUGCUGCGCACCGAGCUCUCAGUGCUACACACAAACACAGCAGCCCCGCCUUGCCCGUUUGUGUUGGUGCACCUGAUUGGUCGAUUGGAUGAGCUGCAGGAAGCCACCUUAGCAUCUCUGAUGGAGAUGAUGGCUCUGAGGAGCGGACACCCGUCCCUGGGGACCCCUCUGUCCCAGGAGGAGGGGCUGAAACGGGUACUGUACCACCCUAACGGUGCCCGCUUCCUCACCCUGCUGGGGAACAAAGUAACCGAUCAGGAGAGUCACAAUGGGAUCAGAAGCAGCAAAGCACCUGAGGUCACGAGUACCAGACACACACUACGCAGCCAUACAAGACAGCCAAGCAUGCCCAGAAGGUUAAUUCAGUACCCCCCUCCACCCUUGAAAGGCGGCAUCACCGUGACAACCGAAGACCUGGAGUGCCUUAGGGAUGGUGAAUUCCUCAAUGACGUCAUCAUCGACUUCUACCUCAAGUACCUGCAGCUAGAGAGGGCGGAUCGGGACGUGGCCAACAGGUCGCACAUUUUCAGCAGCUUCUUCUAUAAGCAGCUCACACGCAAAGCCAACAGCAGCGAGGGGGAGGCCGGCGGCACAGCGCAGUAUAGACGCCAUGGGAGAGUGAGAACAUGGACCAGAAAUGUCGACAUCUUCAGCAAGGACUACCUCUUCAUACCUGUUAAUCAGGAAGCCCACUGGUACCUGGUAGUGAUCUGUUUUCCAGGUCUGCUGCAAACCGAGUGCGUGCCGUGGAAGAAAAGCCAAACAGAAAGUUCGGUUGAUGAUCCAAAGGGCAAACCAAAGGACAGCACUCUUAAAUCCACCAAUCUUCCGGACUGCACGGUGCUCACCUGCCAGAGGAACAUGGUCACCAGGAGGCCUUGCAUUCUGAUCAUGGACUCUCUGAAGCUGUCCUACCACAAUCACAUCUACACACUGUUGCAAGAGUACCUCCAGGUGGAGUGGGAGGUGCGGAGAGGAACUCCUCGAGUGUUUAAUAAGGACAGCAUUAAAGGGAGCCACUGCAAAGUGCCAUUGCAGGACAACAGUAGUGACUGUGGACUUUACCUGCUGCAGUACGUUGAGAGUUUUCUGCAGAAUCCAGUCAUACACUUUGAUCUCCCGCUUCGGCUCGAGCGCUGGUUUCCACGGCAGCAGGUCCGCAGGAAGAGAGCGGAGCUCCGCGAGCUGGUGCUUCAGCUGUACCAGGACCGAGUGGGCGGAGCCUUACGGAGCAGCAGCUAAUGAAGGGUUGGACUGAUGAUCAUGGCCUUGUUCUAGUGGGAUGAUGUUUUGUACUAGGGUUUCCCCCCAAUCCCGCAACUUUUAAUGCUGCACUAACACGUGUGACUCGUUAGGAAACACUUUAGUACGUUGAAGCGUGUAAGAUGUGAUUCAUGAUCACGUUCCUGUAAUUCGACAACAUGCUGAAACCAGCUUGGUAAAGAUUUUAUAAUGUGCGUGUUAGUGUGUGUAAAUGCUAAAUUGUGCAAAGAGUAAGAGUGAGAAACAUCAUUUUACUAAGAUAUGAAGAAUAUUUGUAUUUCCUGUUAAUUUAUUAUAUUUGUAUAGUUUGUGUUUUAAUAUAUGAAGGCAAAAAUAAAGCAAGAAAUGGAA